Perkinsus marinus ATCC 50983 is the source of this 717-nucleotide messenger RNA. RefSeq lists its product as hypothetical. Lineage: Eukaryota; Perkinsozoa; Perkinsida; Perkinsidae. The transcript has 4 exons. The record is from RefSeq and is a predicted model, not a curated record. The annotation marks the transcript as partial.
AUGGGUGCCAGGAGGCAAGUGAUUUGGAUCUCUGAAGGACGAGACAUGACGAGUGAAGAGGAGAAGCAGUUCGAAGUAUCCAUGCUGGAUAGUAUGGAGAUGAUUGUCCCCAUUCACUAUAGGGCGAGUAUUCGCCUUCCUGAAUGGCGUGAAGCUCCGCUAGCGAGCAUAAACGCGCGAAUCCGCAUGCUCAGCGGUGAGGAAAUUAGAGCAAAAAGCUUUCAAAUAUUCAAUGAUAACGUGACAGUGUUAGAGAAGGAUGGCGGAACCUGGCUGUAUGCCAAGCACCCUUUCGAGCCGGAUGAUGAAAUAUUCAGAUUCGAUGGUCUUGUUCACGUAUGCGCUAGGGCGAGGAGCGUCGUCGAUAUCAUAGCUGCUGAUGCCGGAGACCCUUCCUAUACUACAGAUCAUAUCAGCAGCUCUCGCUCACCUAAUAAAUGUGAAGCGCCUCGUGGCUUCCCCCCAAAUGGGUGGAAGAUCGGUGUUAUAUCGGUCGAGAUGCCUGUUAAAGUAUACGAGUGGUCUUCGGUGGAGAAUAAGUCUUCACCUCAUAUGUUAGAGUGUGGUAAGAUGUACCUAUGUGGGUCAACGAGUGUCUUCAACGGCAUGCACAUCCUUAAAGGAAAAGCAGAUCUCCAGAAGGUCGAUAUCAAGGAAUCCAACCAGAGCUCACCGGUGAAGGUGGUUGUAGACGAAGGUCACAACGGUGUUUUUCGU